UAUAACAAACAAACAAACAAUGCUCCCUCACUCCCACUCUUCCAUUCUAGCAGUACGUUCCUCUUUCUCUGUUUUUCCUUUACCCACUCUUCUUUUCUGAAUUUCAUUUUUGCAGAUAAAAUAAAAAUGAACAACUUUAACUGUUAAGAAUACCACUCUAUUACUUACUAUUUAUGGUAGCUCAUGUUCCUAUUUUCUCUUUUUCCAAAGACUUUGAUGGUAAUGGUUUAAGUAAAGACUGAAAUUUUAUGAAAAACAAGUCAUUUUGUUGUGUUUGUGUUCUGUUUUAGCUUAUCAUUUUCUGAUACAGUUAAGUUUUCAUCAGUUUCUUUUUAUCCCUCUAUGCUGUAACUGUGUCUUUGAUUAAGUAACAAUCAGUAACUGUUUAGUAUAUGUUUUGUUUUAUAAGAUUAAUCCAUAUGACUCUAUGCUGCAAUUGUGCAUUUGAUUCAAUAGCAAUCACUAACUGUUGAGUUGAGUACAAGUUGUUUUUGUAUGAUUAAUCCAUUUUUCUUGCCUUGGCAAGUAAUAAUGGUGUUGAUUAUUUUUAAAAAAAUAAAUGAAAAGGUUCACACUUUUAGAUGUUUUUUAAGAUUUCUCUACUGUAUACAUAUAUGUAUAUUCUUUGUGCAUUUUCUGAAUCAUUGAUGCGGUUUAUAAGUAGUUUCAUUUCUUUGACUUGUUAAAAUGUCUAUAAAACCUUGUUAUACUUUUCCUUGUUUCUAGAAAUACUACAACAUUACAUUGAUAAUCUCAUUUGGCUUAUACUUUGCAGAUUAGAUUACCUAAUUUCUAAGCUUUUCUUUUCUGAUGGACUUGAAUGCAAUAUCUCCCUCUUCACAGUGGGAAUGGGAUCACCUACCAUUACUCGAUACAAAAGCAACUGAAAACCAAAAAUUACAACCACCAAACUGGACUAUGGAACUUGACCCAGAAAUCAAUUUCGGGUUGUAUGAUACGCCCGUUGGAAGUGGUUCUUCUGGCUCUGACCUAAUUCACGGUUCAGCAUUUAAUGCACCAAAGUUUUCUUGUGUAUCUGGUGAACCAUUGCUCAAUCCAAGACUUGGUAAAAGGAUGUAUUUUGAGGAAGUUUGUCCAGAAAGUGAUUCCAAAAACCUUUCUUUUUCAAGGGAUCUCAUGUCAUCUUUAAUUCUUGAAAAGAAAUGCAAGUCCAAUGGUCAGAACUUACAAUGUCCACCACACUGCCAGGUUGAAGGUUGUGGCCUUAACCUUUCAUCGGCAAAAGAUUAUCAUUGCAAACGAAGAGUUUGUGAAAGUCAUGCCAAAUCUCCUAUGGUGGUUAUAGAUGGUUUGGAACGUCGAUUUUGCCAGCAAUGUAGCAGGUUCCAUGAUCUGUUUGAGUUUGAUGGAAAGAAGAAAAGCUGCAGACGACAACUUUCAAAUCACAAUGCAAGGCGCCGUAAAUAUCAUCGUCAAGCUGUCCAAUCAAGCCAAUCGGCUUUGUCUUAUUCACGCAGUGAUGGGAAGCAACAGAUGAGUCCAUUUACUAAUUCCAAGACUGCUACAAAUUUAGCCUGGCAAAACAUGCACAACAGCAAGCUCCCCCAAGCAAAAGAUUUUCUCUUGAAGCCUUCAAAAGACAACAUUGACACACCAAGUGUAGAAGAUUUCAUGAACUUUUCUGAUACAAAUGCUACACAAGACUUUACUUGUGCUCUCUCUCUUCUGUCAACCAAUCAGUGGGAUUCAUAUGCGACUAAAUCCAUUUCUCAAGAACAUUCUAAUCGCCCGACCAGUCCUUUUCAAGCCACAACUCAUGCAAUGAGUCAGUGCAUUCCUCUUGCUUCAUCAGAACCGUGCUGUGGUCAUCAUGAUCAAUAUGUCAAUUCCAACAUCUGGAUCUCAAAUUCUGCAGAUAGCAAUCACUUUCAGAAAUUUCAACUGUUCAGAGAACCUUAUGAGUUAUGAGUAUGGUUUUCACCAGUUUGGUUAACAACCAAACUUACAGGCAACGAAGAUUCAUCUCACGAUUUCUUAUUUGUAGGACCUAAAUUUUCGUUGUAAUAACUACGUAUCUCACUUUUCUUGGUAUUUUAUCGAAAGGGGAAGCACUUCUGGAAAGAGUUUUAUAUGCUAUUAGGUUUUAAAUACUUUUUCACAAUUUUGGAGAUUAUUCUGAUCAUACCAAAAAUCAUUUUCUUUGUCAUAUAGCAAAGUGCAGUUC
This is a messenger RNA of Medicago truncatula (barrel medic), 2185 nucleotides long. Its product is annotated as squamosa promoter-binding-like protein 2. Gene Ontology annotation, molecular function: DNA binding. The record is from RefSeq and is a predicted model, not a curated record. Gene Ontology annotation, cellular component: nucleus. Lineage: Eukaryota; Viridiplantae; Streptophyta; Magnoliopsida; Fabales; Fabaceae. The transcript has 4 exons. Bases 811 to 1929 code for a protein of 372 amino acids.